Messenger RNA from Pygocentrus nattereri (red-bellied piranha), 3760 nucleotides. It is a transcript of the gene ldlrb, whose product is annotated as low density lipoprotein receptor b. The transcript is spliced from 18 exons. The record is from RefSeq and is a predicted model, not a curated record. The coding region runs from base 167 to 2761 and encodes 864 amino acids. Lineage: Eukaryota; Metazoa; Chordata; Actinopteri; Characiformes; Serrasalmidae. Gene Ontology annotation, molecular function: protein binding; calcium ion binding.
CUGCUAUCGCACGAGGACACUUUACGUCUCUCACACGCCACAGUAAUAAGGACACACGCGUUUCGCUGGUCUCUGUUUCCACCUAGAAGAAAGACUUAACCCUAAAGCCUGGUCCGCAUCCUGCCUGCCGUCCUCCUUCCAAAGUCCUGAAGGCAAAGCCGCGGAGAUGCUGCUGAGGUGGAUGUUGAGCCUUGUGGUAGUCGGGCUCGCCUAUGUGGCUUUAACACGUGCUGCUACAUGUGGUCAGCGGCAGUUCCGCUGUGGAAAUGGGAAAUGCAUCACCACCCGCUGGGUCUGUGAUGACAUGGACGACUGUGGGGAUGGAACUGAUGAAGUUUCAGCCACUUGCAGUCAGAAGACGUGUCAGCAGUCAGAGUUCCAGUGUGGCGGGAGGCUGAACCAGUGUGUGCCCCUCAGUUGGCGCUGUGACGGAAAGUCUGACUGCGAAAACGGGAUGGAUGAGGAAGGCUGUGUUCCAAAGAACUGCACUGAAGAUGAGUUCCGCUGUAACGAUGGUCAGUGCGUUUCUGCUUCAUUCGUGUGCGACGAUGAGUCGGACUGUUCAGAUGGUAGCGAUGAGGCUUCCUGCGCUCCCCCCACCUGCACCUCUGGUUCCUUUCAGUGCAACAACUCGGUGUGUGUGCCCCAGCUGUGGGCAUGCGAUGGGGACGCUGACUGCGCCGAUGGCUCAGAUGAAUGGCCCCAGAACUGCGGUCACAAGGCCCCGGAAAAGCCCUGCCAUGAUCAGGAGUUCCACUGCAGCAAUGGAGAGUGUAUCCACAUCAUGUGGCGCUGUGAUGGGAGCUUCGAUUGCAUCGACCACUCAGAUGAAGCCAACUGCAGUGCACCCACCUGUCAGCCUAAUGAGUUCACAUGUCUGGACGGUACCUGUAUUCCCGGCAUCCGGCAGUGUGAUGGCGAGUAUCACUGCAGGGACAUGAGUGACGAGAACGACUGUGCAACUGUGAGUAAGUGCGAGGGUCCAGACACUUUCCAGUGCCGCAGUGGAGAGUGCAUCAGCAUGGACAAAGUGUGCAACAAUCAGCGAGACUGCAGAGACUGGUCCGAUGAGCCCCUCAAAGAGUGCAAUACCAACGAGUGCCUUGAAAAUAACGGUGGCUGCUCUCACAUCUGUAACGACCUGAAGAUCGGCUAUGAGUGCCUUUGCCCUGCAGGGUAUCGCCUGGUGGACAACAAACGCUGUGAAGACAUUAAUGAGUGUGCUGACCCUGACACCUGCUCUCAGGUGUGUGUGAACCUGGAGGGCAGCUUUAAGUGUGAGUGUGAGGAGGGCUACGAGAUGGACCCCAUGACCAAAGAGUGCAAGGCUGUAGCAGGAAAUGUCCCAUACUUGUACUUCACCAACCGUCAUGAGGUGAGGAAGAUGACGCUGGAUAAGAGCGAGUACACCUGUCUGAUCCCCCGGCUGAAGAAUGCAGUGGCGCUCGACAUGGACAUGUCCAGCCGGAGGAUUUUCUGGUCCGAUCUCUCCCACAAAAAGAUCUACAGCACUUCCGUGGACCAGGCUGCUGACUCCUCCCACCACAGCACCGUGAUUGACACCUCUAUUUCCGCCCCUGAGGGCUUGGCCAUUGACUGGAUCCAUGGCAACAUCUACUGGACCGACAGCAACUUAGGACUCAUAUCUGUGGCAACCACAAAUGGAUUGAAGCGCAAGUCUCUUAUCACAGAAGGUCUCAAAAGGCCACGGGCCAUUGUUGUAGACCCAGAGCACAACUUCAUGUACUGGACAGACUGGGGACACCCUGCCAGGAUUGAGAAGAGUGGUUUGAACGGUGCUGACCGCACAGCUCUGGUCACUGACAAUAUUAUCUGGCCUAACGGCAUAACACUGGACAUGGUGAAGCAGCGUCUGUACUGGGUGGACUCCAAAUUGCACACGAUCUCUAGCAUCGGGGUCAACGGUGGCCAGCGUCACACACUCAUUAUCGACGAGAGCAAGCUGGCCCAUCCACUCUCACUGACCGUCUUUGAGGAGAAAGUCUUUUGGACCGAUGUGUCUAGUAAAAGCAUCAUGAGCGCCAACCGCCUGACAGGAAAAGACAUAGUGAGAGUGGCGGAGAACCUGAUGUCUCCUGAGGACAUUGUGCUGUACCACAACCUUAAACAACCCAAUGGUACAAACUGGUGUAGGGAGGGUAAUCAAGUGAACGGAGGCUGUGAGUACCUGUGUCUUCCGGCUCCACGCGUCAACCAGCACUCACCCAAAUACACCUGCGCCUGCCCUGAUCACAUGGUCCUGGGCCCUGACAUGAGGAAAUGUGUGGAAGUUAAUCAGGCAGUAAAUGCAGGGACUACAGCAGUGGUCCAACCCCGAGUCCCAGCCAGGACGUCCCCCAGACCACCCACCAGACCUGACACUACUACCACUAAACAAAAGAGUGAAAGAAAGAACCUUCAACCUAACGCAAGCAGACAUGAGCAGUCAGCUGACAAGACUGAAAUCACUCCUAAUGAAGGCUCAAACAAUGAGUAUGUUGCAGUUGUUAGCCAUUCCCAACAACCUGUCACUCUCUACGUCAUCCUGCCAAUAGUCGCGAUUUGUCUGACUGUGUUUGGUGCCAUGUUGCUAUGGCGACACUGGAGACAGAAGAACACCAACACCAUCCACUUUGAAAACCCCGUCUAUCAGAAAACAACAGAGGACCAAGUGCACAUCUGCAGGAGUAACAGCCAAGAUGGAUACGUCUACCCGCCGCAUCAGAUGUUAAGUCUGGAUGACGAGGAGGACAUGGCAUGACAAAUCUCUCAGCAGGAUGCAAACAACCCUGUGGGGAGUCAAAUCUGAUGAGCAAGGUCAUAGAUCAUUGUAGAUUCUUCUUGCAUACUCCAUUUUCCUGCCUUUCAUGUCCACUGCACUACAGAAAAUGAAGGAAAGAUUCAGAACAUGACGCAUACUUUUAAGAACGCCAUCACCACCAAACUUGUGUUGUAUUUUAAUUUUAAGUUUUAAUUUUUUUUAUUUAAUUUUUGGGACCAAACUCAAGAGGGAGAUUCCAUCCAUGUCUCAGAGAAAGGAUUAAAAUUCCACCAUAAUAUGAAGGACUCCAUAUUUUGAAACAUCUUAAAUGAAGAAUGUCUUCAGUAAGCCUUUCUGAGAAGCUCUGCAGAAGGACCGCAUGACACAUUCAUAAGCUUCAAUUAGCAGAAGGCAGUCAAGAAAAGGCCUUGCCGUCUAACUGUAUAUGAGAUGAAAGUGGAGAAUGUGGGAACUGCAAAGCCACGUUAAAGAUGGUGACAGCGCACUUGUAUGAUUACAAAUCUGUGUGUUCACUUAUGAAUGUGUUAUGUUCGUACUGUUGCCGUCCAAUAUCAUCUCAGGUCUUACACACAAAGGUGUAAUAAUCCGACAGUAACCGGAUUUCUGCAGUUAUAUGAUUAAUCAAAUGGUCAAUGAAAACAGCAUGCACACAUUUUUUAGAUUGAAGUAAGGUCUAGACACUCGAUCAAGGUAUCAGAUAAAGACAGCAGGAUUUUAGCGCAGUAAUCAGACUUGUCAGUGCAUCUGUACACUUGCUCUGAUUUCUUUCGCGUUUGUCUGACUGUGCAUGUGUGAAAACAGACGGCAGUAGCGUAAAUAAGCAAGCAGCGUUGCUGCGAGACGCUGCAAAACUCUUUUGGAGCGAUGCUGAAACCAAAUACAUGCCUGACAAAAUGAAGGAUUUGAAUAGUCUUCUUGUUGUAGAUGAUGUAUGUUCAUAUUUUCAGGCAAAGUGGCACAAAGUAUAAAAAAAAGGCA